GAUAACGAUAAUACAGAUUACACACGGUAAGGCGAGUUUGUUGUAGUGCUCGCUAGUCAGUCGUCGUCAAUAACGAAUAAAUAACGAUUCGGUAUUCGGCACUUCAGCUUCGACGAAAAAAUAAGUUAAAUCAUCGGAAUACCCAAGCCCGAAAGUCGGUUCCGCAGUACCUGUUAAUGUAUUCAAUUAUUGUUAUUACCCAGUCAGUUUAAAUUUUUAAUCAUUAGCAUACAGGUGCGUUAAAAUCAAAUCAGUUAUUUAAUCAUCACCUGAUUCGAGAACAAUCGACGGUGCACCCUCUUCGAUCAGUGCUUGUCGCAUAUUUUAUUUAAUGGCAUAAAACACCUAUACCGGAAAACAACUAUGACGUCUGAAAUUAAAGCGGCUAUUGAACAAAACGAUUUCCAACGAGUAAAAGUCUUGGUCGAAGCCAUCGUUGAACAGCACACAAACACAUUUAAUUUUGACACCUAUCACGCUGACAAUACUUUCAAACAGUUAUGGGAAUCCAUGUUCCUAUGUUUGGCGGCCGACGGUUACAAAUGUAUUCACAAACAAUGUUUAACGUGCAUUCGGCUUCUGAGCCGAGACAAAACACAUUUAAAAGAAAUUAUAAUUGAACAACACGUAAACAUUCUGCUUCAGUGUGCUAAUCUUGUCGAAGAAACGUUGUGCAUAGUAAUUACAUCUGAAAAUACAGAUGUUAUCGUAGAAGGCCUGAAGUGUCUGUGUAAUAUUGUUUAUAAUUGUGACACUGCACAAGAAGUAUGCUGUUCGAAUAACACUGUCGAUUGCAUUGUGCUCAGACUAAGAACAUAUUUUGAACAGAAUAUUCCGUAUGUCAUCAAAUAUUUUGACAUCAAACUUUUAUUUCUUUUAACAGCAUUUAACAAGGACAUAAGGUACACUUUUAAUGCAUUUUUAAUUUUAAUUCUUUUUUCUUUUUUUUGUGUGUAUUUAGGUACUAACUAUUUUAUUUUAGAUUAAAAAUCACAGAAGAGU
Acyrthosiphon pisum (pea aphid) is the source of this 1002-nucleotide messenger RNA. RefSeq names its product synembryn. Gene Ontology annotation, molecular function: guanyl-nucleotide exchange factor activity; G-protein alpha-subunit binding. Gene Ontology annotation, biological process: G protein-coupled receptor signaling pathway. The record is from RefSeq and is a predicted model, not a curated record. Bases 364 to 987 code for a protein of 207 amino acids. Gene Ontology annotation, cellular component: cytoplasm. The transcript has 4 exons. Lineage: Eukaryota; Metazoa; Arthropoda; Insecta; Hemiptera; Aphididae.